AUGCCAAGCCUCUCUGAAUAUAUAAAGGAAACCUUCAAGAGCAAUUUCAGAGUCACCCAGAAGAAGCAGAAGAAAAAGGUUUCAUCCAGCUCUGUCAGACAGAGACUGAACCAACCAUGCUUCUCCCUGCCAUUCACUUCUAUGGCUUUCUCUUAGCUUGCAUCUUCACGAAAAGCUACUUGGCUUUCAAGAACGAUGCCACAGAGAUACUUUAUUCGCACGUUGUUAAACCUGCUGCAGCGAGCCCAAGCAGCAAUAGCACGUUGAAUCAAGCCAGGAAUGGAGGCAGGCACUACACUAGCACUGGAUCCGACCGUAACAAUCGUGUUCAAGUUGGCUGUCGGGAACUGAGAUCCACGAAGUACAUUUCAGAUGGCCAGUGCACCAGCAUCAAUCCACUGAAGGAGCUGGUGUGUGCUGGUGAAUGCCUCCCUUUGCCACUGCUCCCCAACUGGAUUGGAGGAGGUUAUGGAACCAAGUACUGGAGCAGGCGGAGCUCGCAAGAGUGGCGAUGUGUCAAUGACAAAACUCGCACCCAGAGGAUCCAGCUUCAGUGCCAGGAUGGAAGUAUAAGAACCUACAAAAUAACUGUGGUCACAGCCUGCAAGUGCAAGCGAUACACCAGGCAGCACAAUGAGUCCAGCCACAACUUUGAGGGAACCUCUCAAGCAAAACCUAUCCAGCAUCACAAAGAGAGGAAAAGAGCCAGUAAAUCCAGCAAACAUAGUACAAGUUAG
Messenger RNA from Gavia stellata (red-throated loon), 737 nucleotides. RefSeq names its product sclerostin domain containing 1 (gene SOSTDC1). The coding region runs from base 117 to 737 and encodes 206 amino acids. Gene Ontology annotation, molecular function: BMP binding. Gene Ontology annotation, biological process: negative regulation of BMP signaling pathway; negative regulation of Wnt signaling pathway. The record is from RefSeq and is a predicted model, not a curated record. NCBI's taxonomy places the organism in Eukaryota, Metazoa, Chordata, Aves, Gaviiformes, Gaviidae. The transcript is spliced from 2 exons.